AACUCUAAUGACAUAACUUAUAAAUAAGUCAUGUUUGUGGAUAACUCAUUCUCUCUAAGAUUAGGAGUAUAUAUGUAUUUUUAAAUAGAAUAAUAACAUAGUUAAGUGAAAUGAAAAAAGAUGAAGAAAAAUAGAUAAAAGAGGAACAAAAUAUGAGAAAUGUAGAUUCGUAGAAGCACAUGAAGUAACGGUUGAAACUCCUCAAAAAAAAAAAAAGUUUGAGAAAUGAGAAAUAAAGAAAUGAAAAAUAAAUAAUGUAAGAAGAAUAAUAUUUAAUUAAAAAAUAAUUAAAAAUGUAAAAAUAAAAUAAAUUAAAAAUAAUAACUUCAAUCCCUACGUCAAAAGGAAACCCAUAUUUCAAAAUCUUGUAGCAGUAUGACUAAAAUUAAUAUAAUUUGAAUUUGUAAUUUACAAGGGAAGAAAGAAAAAGGAAACACCAAUCUGAAUCAUCUUACCAAGUUUAGUCCGGUCAAACAAUGGUUGAUUUACACUAUACCGGUAACUUUCCUAAUUUCCUUGCAAAACUAAACUUUUAAAAAAUAUAACCGUUCAUAAAAGAAGUUUCUUCUCAUUUACAAACACUGAAAUAAAAAAAAAAGUAUUAAGCAACUAAGAUCUUACAUUAGAUUUUCUUCUCUAGAAAUCAAAGAUUUCACAAUCUUUUUUUUGCAGAAAUAAUAAACAAAAAAGAUUGUUAAUAUCUUAUUAUGAUUUCCAGGCGUUGUUCUGCUUGCAAGCAAUUGAGAAGAAGAUGUCCUUCAGAUUGUAUAUUUUUGCCAUAUUUUCCUCCAAAUAAUCCUCAGAGAUUUUCUUUUGUUCACAGAAUCUAUGGUGCUAGUAAUGUCGGAAAGAUGUUACAGCAAGUCGAAGAGCAUCAACGAGCUGAUGUAGCGGAUUCCUUGUACUACGAAGCUUAUUGUCGGAUUAAGAGUCCAAUUUAUGGAUGUGUUGGAAUUAUCAGCAUUUUACAUCAAGAAAUCUACCAUUUAGAAUGUGAAUUAGCAAAAGUACAAGCUGAAAUUAGCCUUGUCAAAGCUGAUCAGGCACAAACAGAAUCACAAUUAGCACAAGGACAACAAGGGCAACAACGUGAAAUUUCACCAAGAAUAUCUGCAAACUCGUUGGAUGAGCAAAAUGGGGUUUAUUCAUCAUUAUUAUCAUCAUCUUUUGAUCUUUCUAGUACUCCUUGGUUUUACUAGAACUGCUUUAAAGACUUCUAUAGUUACCUUACCUUGACAAUUUCAUGUUUUUUGUUCGAUUAAUUUUAUUGUUGGAUCAGUAUUUUCACACAGUAACUAAUUGGUACAAGAAUAAACCAAAGAAAAGCUUCAGUAUAUCAAAAUCAAUUUGAGGUUUUCUAAAUGACCAUGUCAUGCUCUUUUAUUUGAGUAAUUCUAUUGUUGAGUCGGUAUUUUUAUACAAUAUUAAAUGUUUUUGAGAUUCUCCGAAAAAAAAACCCUUCAAUUCAUAAAAAAAAAAAAAAACCUUCAAUUCAUAAAUUAAAAA
Lycium barbarum (goji berry) is the source of this 1506-nucleotide messenger RNA. RefSeq names its product LOB domain-containing protein 24-like. Bases 708 to 1199 code for a protein of 163 amino acids. The record is from RefSeq and is a predicted model, not a curated record. The transcript has 2 exons. NCBI's taxonomy places the organism in Eukaryota, Viridiplantae, Streptophyta, Magnoliopsida, Solanales, Solanaceae.